Molecule: messenger RNA, 1431 nt
Organism: Brassica oleracea var. oleracea
Lineage: Eukaryota; Viridiplantae; Streptophyta; Magnoliopsida; Brassicales; Brassicaceae
Product: plant UBX domain-containing protein 7-like
Exons: 7
Coding region: 88-1311 (407 amino acids)
Biological process (GO): proteasome-mediated ubiquitin-dependent protein catabolic process
Cellular component (GO): nucleus
Molecular function (GO): ubiquitin binding
Source: RefSeq, a predicted model, not a curated record
CUACAGCUUUCUUAUUUAAUCCUAAUCUUCUGGGGAAAGUUUUUUUCUCUUACAAGGUUGUCCGAGACUUCAAAAGCUACGGAGCGAAUGCUCUCUUCGAGGGACCAACAGAGAUUAGUCUCUUCUUUCCUUGGCAUCGCUGUCGGGCAGACAGCUGAAACCGCUCGGCAGUUCUUACAGGCAACGAGCUGGAAUCUUAAUGAAGCUGUUCAGCUUUUCUACGUGAGGGAGACUCUUUAUGGUGACCCAAUGUAUUAUGGUGACUCAAUGUAUUAUGGGUAUACAAUGUUGGGAAACUAUGAGCGUGAACUGGUUUCUUUGAUUGAUUUCCUUGACUUCAGCGAAGAGCCAAAACGCCCUGGAGUUUGGGAACCAGAUGAGGUUGCCUCCUCUGCCUCAGCUUCAGCUUCUACAUCAGGUCCUCGGCAUAGCUUGGCCUCGUUGUACCGUCCUCCUUUUCAUCUGAUGACUCAUGGCUCCUUUGAACAGGCAAAAAUUACGUCUACUGCUCAGGAUAAAUGGCUUCUCGUUAACCUUCAGUCCACCACUGAGUUCAGCUCUCAUAUGCUAAAUAGAGAUACUUGGGCAAAUGAAGUUGUUUCUCAGACGAUCAAAGCCAACUUCAUCUUCUGGCAAGUCGAUGAUGAUACCACGGAAGGAAAGAAGGUGUGCACAUACUACAAGCUAGAAUCCAUUCCUGUGGUGCUUGUAAUUGAUCCCACAUCUGGUCAGAAGAUGAGAAUGUGGUGUGGAAUGGUCGAACCAGAGACUUUGCUACAGUAUUUAGUGCCGUUCUUGGACGGUGGUCCUGGUACACACUUUGCUUCUCUCUCAAAGAAACAUCCAAGAGGCAGCUUCUCAUUGGCUCCUCAUUCCAAACCCAAAGAUGAAGAAGAAGAAGAGCUACAACGAGCAUUGGCUGCUUCCUUGGAAAACAACGGCAUGAAAGAGUCUUCUGAUGAUGAUACAUCACCAAUAACAACGCCUGAAGAAGCAGCUGUUGAAGCAACGGUGCUGCCAACGUACCCACCUCUGCCUGAAGAACCAAAGGGAGGUGACCGCAGCGUUCAAUGCAGAGUUGGGAUACGUUUACCAAAUGGACAAAGGCUCCAGAGGAACUUCCUUAGAACUGAUCCAAUUCAGCUUCUCUGGUCUUUCUGCUAUUCUCAGCUUGAGGAAUCAGAAAGGGAGAAGCCACUGAAGCUAACACAGGCGAUUCCAGGUGAAUCAAAGACGUUGGAGUAUGAAUCUAACUUAACCUUGGAGCAAUCUGGUGUUGCCAAUUCCAUGAUCUCUGCUACGUGGGAGUGACAAGAUCAUUUAUGUAAAAAACCUAUCUUAAUUAUCAGAUUAGUUAUUUUAGAAUGAUCAUUUGAAGAAAGAACAAAUCUAUGAGUUUUUUUUAUUUGCAAUGAAUGAAAUAUCAUCAUC